Messenger RNA from Vombatus ursinus (common wombat), 2063 nucleotides. Its product is annotated as serum albumin-like. Gene Ontology annotation, cellular component: cytoplasm; blood microparticle. The record is from RefSeq and is a predicted model, not a curated record. The coding region runs from base 33 to 1859 and encodes 608 amino acids. NCBI's taxonomy places the organism in Eukaryota, Metazoa, Chordata, Mammalia, Diprotodontia, Vombatidae. Gene Ontology annotation, biological process: transport. The transcript has 15 exons.
UCCUCCAUCAAUUCCCACCAACAAUUGACAAGAUGAAGUGGGUCACCUUUUUUUCCCUUAUUUUCCUCUUCAGCUCUGUUCAUUCCAGAAGAAUCAUCCGUCGAGAUGCACCUAAGAGUGAGAUUGCGAAACGAUAUAGGGAUUUGGGUGAAGAUAACGUGAAAGCCCUACUGUUGAUCACAUUUGCUCAGUACCUCCAGAAAUGUCCAUUCGAACAUCACGCCAAAUUAGUGGGUGAGGUUGUGGAAUUCGCAAAAGGCUGUGCUGCUGAUGAGACAGCAGAAAAUUGUGGCAAAUCCCUUCACCAACUAUUCGGGGAUAAGUUAUGUAGUUUGGCAAAUUUUCGGGAGAUGUAUCCUGAAAAGGCAGACUGCUGCACUAAAGAGGAACCUGAGAGAAAUCACUGUUUCCUGAGUCACAAAGAUGACCACCCAGACCUCCCUGAAAUCACAUACCCUGAACCUGAUGCUCAGUGCCAAGCCAUCCACGAUGAUGAAAACAAAGUGGGAGCAUACUACCUGUACGAAGUUGCCAGAAGACACCCCUACUUCUAUGCCCCAGCACUCCUUGUCUACGCUCGUCAAUAUAAGGAGGAAGUGAAAGAAUGUUGCCAGGGUGCUGACAAAGCCGCGUGCCUCAAAGAAAAGCUCUCUGCUUUAAAAGAAAAAGUAGUAUUUGCAGGUGUAAGACAGAGAUUCCGAUGUUCCAGUUUAGACAAGUUUGGAGAGAGACCUGUCAAAGCUGGGCUCAUAGCUCGGCUAAGUCAGAAAUUCCCUAAGAUUGAAUUUGCUGAACUUCAUAAAAUAGUGGAUGAUCUUGCCAACAUUCAUAAGGAAUGUUGCCACGGUGACCUGUUGGAGUGUGCUGAUGAUAGGGUGGCUCUUUCUGACUACGUUUGUAAGGACAAAGAUGCAAUCUCCUCCAAACUCGAAAAAUGCUGUGGCAAGCCUAUAAUUGAGAAGAGCCAGUGCAUUGCUGAUCUGGAGAAUGAUGACAUUCCUGCUGACCUCCCUAACUUCCUUGCUGAAUACGUAGAAACCAAGGAUGCCUGCCAACACUACAAAGAAGCAAAAGAUCUCUACUUAGCCAACUAUUUGUAUGACAGCGGAAGAAGGCACCCUGAGCUUGCUGUUAUCACACUGCUAAGGCUUGCCAAGGACUAUGAACAUACCCUUGAGGAGUGCUGUGCCACAGCUGACCCUCCUGCUUGCUAUGCCAAAGUGGCUGAACAUCGGAAAGCUCUUAUUGAUGAGAGCAGCCAUUUAUUCAAGGAAAGAUGUGAUCUUUUUGAAAAAAUUGGAGAAUACGGUUAUGAAAACGUAUUGUUGGUCAAGUAUACCAAGAACUUACCUCAAGUGUCAACCCCAACAUUGGUCAACCUUGCACAUAAGUUUGGAAGAGUUGCCACUAAAUGCUGUAAGCUCGGUGACCAAGAAAAAACGGCCUGUUCUGAGCGUUAUCUGGCUUUUGUAUUUGACAAACUGUGUCGCCUUCAUGAGAAGACCCCAGUGAGUGAGAGAAUCACCAAAUGCUGCACAGAAUCCUUGGUGGACCGCAGGCCCUGCCUCACUGGCUUGAAAGCUGAUGACACAUAUGAACCCAAGGCAUUUUCUCCAGACACAUUCACCUUCCACGCUGACCUGUGCACACUUCCUGACGAGGAGAAACAGAAGAAGAAGCAAAGUAUACUGGUGGAACUUGUGAAACACAAGCCCAAAAUCACUGAUGACCAACUCAAGGGUGUAAUUACUGAUUUCACUGCAUUUGUGGACAAGUGCUGCAAAGCUGCCAACCAGGAAGCCUGCUUUCUUGAAGACGGUCCCAAACUGGUUGCUUCAGCUCAAGCUGCCUUAGCUUAAAGACCAGAUGGACAAGCCACCACUAGCAUUUCAGUUGACUAGUGGAAGAAAACAGAGAUGAAAUUGAGGACCCAAAAUUCAGCAUCUGUUUUGUUUCUCUGUUGGUGUCAAAGCAACAGAGUUAAGAAAACAUCAAUUUUGCCUUAAAUUUUUUAUCCUUUCCCAGUGUCACAAUAAAUAAUAAAGAAAAUUAUAAUUAUCAUG